UUCUAGUCGGGGGCGCUAAAAUUAUAGCCGCGGUCGAGCCAUGCGAACUCGCCGGCUUCGCCGGCUCGAGAGUACCUAAAUCCCUGUUGAUGUAAAACCGAGAGACAGAAAACGAGACUCUAAAAACGUCGGUUCAGAGUGCUUUCCGGCCGAGUGUUUUCCGGCCGAGAGGUCCCAUUUCCGAUCCUUCCACGGAAAGACCUGACGUUCUCCGGCGGCAACUAUCCCCUCUAGAGAACUAAACACACUAUUAGCGAUCUGCAACGCGAACUCUCAAGUUCUUCUCAGUUCGGGAACACCCCGCUGCCCUACCGGUGACCCGGAGCAAACGCCUUAUUUAUAACGAUGGGCCACGAUAUUGGACAUGCAACGGACCCUGGAAACAGGUAUGGGGACGUCAACCAGGACUACUGCGUUGUCCAGGAGGUCUACGCCCCCGGCGAGGUCCCUGCAGGCCACCGACAAAUUUACAUAGCAGCUAUAUGUGAUGGGCACGGGGUGCUUGGGGACAAAGCAGCAUGCUACGCGGGGAAAACGUUGGUACGGCACCUCUACACCAGCUGUCUGCGCAACCGGCUGCUGAAGGACCUGAAUGGGGAGGCGGAGAAGCUCAUGUCCGCAGCAUUCCAGCGCGGGCAUACCGCGGCCCUGUCCCUGUAUGACGACCCCCCAAAGACCGUGCGCUGCGGAGGCCAUCGGAAAACAACGGCGACAUACACGCUCACAACCAGUGGCGGAGUGUGCGUGUACAAGAACGGCAGCGGGCCGGAGCGGCUGCUGGAGUUCGGGUCUACUUGCACCUGUGCCGUGGUGCAGGGGCGGUCCGUGUGGAUGGCCAACGUCGGUGACUCCACAGCAGUGCUUGGGACCGACAACGGUGCGUCGUACACGUCCAAAACGCUGACGGUGCGGCACAACGGGCAUAAUGCGGAGGAGGCGAAGCGGAUGAAGGAGGGCUUCUCGGGCACAGUGAACCUGAAGGAUGCUGCGCACGAGGACGGCUACCUGCAGGUGGUGACGGGGCCGUGGCAGGGUUACGAGCUGAGCGUGACGCGCGCGCUGGGGCACAAGCACAUGAGCGAACACGGCGUGCUGACGGAGCCGUACGUGGUCACAUUUGAGGCCAGCAAGGACGACUGCUGCCUGAUCAUGGCCUCGGACGGCGUCUGGGACGUGAUGGACGGGCAGGAGGCAGUGAACAGGGUGAUGGAGGUGGCGAGCGAGGGUAAAACUGCGGCCCAAGCAGCUAAGAUGCUGGUGGAGGAGGCGGUGGAGCUUGGCGUGAAGUCCCCGUGUGGAGAGGCGGACAACACAUCAGCAAUUGUGGUCUUCUUUGCUUAGCAGGAAGAGGACGGUAACGCAAGGAGUUCUGUGGGUCUGCCCUAGGACGGGCAGCGGCGGAUGCUGGCUUGUGGGGGCGGGUCCUGCGUUAUGCGUAGUCUACAUGAUGACAUGUUUGUGUUUUCGAAGUGUGUUGUUCUUGCAGAAUUGUUGUUAAAGCUCACUCGUGUUUACCUUCUAACCGUAGUAGCAACGACCUGUAUGCCAUGUGCCAGGGUGAAAGACAGCGCGGUUACAAUGGCACUCCUGGCAGUUAUGGGUGCCACUACGAUGCGGACACUGAAGCGCUCAUUCCAAAGCGUUCUCAAUCCAAGCGCCAGUAACUCAGAUGCAUUCCAUUGCGGUUGGGUUUGGUCCCCACGAGCCCCAUAACGGGGCGCAUUGGGCUGCGCAGCUAUUAUGUAUCGUUCCCCGCUUCUGCCGUCGUAAGGUGAACGUGGUGCCUCAAGCUACCCUGCCUCAGCCCAUACUACCCUGCCUCAGACGUGGCCCAGACCGUGGCCCAGAGGGGGCGGCCACCUUGGGUGUGGGCACCCUUGCAGGGCGUCGGGUGAUGAUGUGAUGAGAGUCGCCCCGGUUAGCGCACGUGCUCGAGUGCUGUGCCGCAAUAGGGUGAACGUGGCGGUGAAUCGGCUUAGGUGGACAUUGCGCCGCCCAACACGGCAAAGAUUGGGCGCGCAUUGCUGAAGCAGAGGGCACGGCGGCGAGGAUAGUUGUCUUUGGAUGUGCAUACCGUAUUCGCAUUCUGCGGGGUUUGGUUAGUGGGCAUAUGGCCGGUACGUCACUGCGUCCAUUUGCAGUGUGCCCUGCGAAUGUGGACCCUUGCGGACAAGGCAGAUUGCGCAUGACCUACUCUUACGCAAGCUCUUACUGCAAAACCGCUGUGUAUUGGCUAUUGGUGAUUUGAAUUUGAACAUUCGCGCGGUCGUCUCAUGGAUUGUCUCUGUGCUACGGCGCUAUGCCACCCUCAGAUCUGAUUGCAACACGCCAGCAACGGUGCGCGCACAUUCGCGCUGCAAGGUGUGGAAACCGUCCACGCCCGCAGGCUUGAUCGUAGCAUCAGUAGCCGUGGAGUCUAUCCGCACAUGUUUUGGCGCAUAUUUGGCGGUAUCUGAAGACGUUUUGGGGGUUCGGGGGUGCGCCCCCUAGGGAAAAUGUUCCGGGCGUAGGGGCCAUAGACGCUCUGUAGACGCCGCGGGCCUGAGGUCAUCUACAAGAUACGGGCACUGGAACGCAUGUCAGCAGUGGCUCAGUGCCUGUGCCAUAGCAUUGAGCAUUGGAUGCAGGGAAGGGGGGGGGCAGAAAGCUCAGGAUCUUACCCGAUGCUCGAUAGCGCAGAGCUUGAGGAGAGCACUACGCACGUACUUUUAGUGUUGUCAGGGAUGAUCUGGUGGGGAAGUUCUGGGCCGCCAAAGUUGGGGGGUCGGUCGUUGUCCUGGGGAUCCGCCGGGUUUCGGAAGCCCAUCCUGGCAGAUUCCGGGAGGCCCCACAAGCAGAACUCAGCACCAAACGCACCUGAACAAGGCUGCCGAUGCACGCUGUCCAUACAUCACAUAGAGUUGAACAGGGGGUGGGCUGGGUCGAGAGGAUUUCCAUAGAUAGCCCGCGUGUGCAGGGUUGCCUAAUACGCGACCCUCUCUCCAUAAUACGCGUAUUAAUACAGCGUACUAGGAUUUCUAGUACAGUACGUUAAAAUACGGUGCAUAAUACGCUGGGCCAGGAAAUCCGGGGGAAAGCCGGUGCAAACACGACACGCGUGCCCGCACCAUGCCCGAAUCGGUGUGAAUUUGGAUUUGCGCGGCCAUAGUCUUAAAGCGUAGUUUCCUUCAACUUAUUGUACUCAUAUUAAU
Messenger RNA from Chlamydomonas reinhardtii, 3191 nucleotides. RefSeq lists its product as uncharacterized. Gene Ontology annotation, cellular component: nucleus; cytosol. The coding region runs from base 346 to 1341 and encodes 331 amino acids. Gene Ontology annotation, molecular function: protein serine/threonine phosphatase activity. Lineage: Eukaryota; Viridiplantae; Chlorophyta; Chlorophyceae; Chlamydomonadales; Chlamydomonadaceae. The transcript is spliced from 7 exons. Gene Ontology annotation, biological process: protein dephosphorylation. The record is from RefSeq and is a predicted model, not a curated record.